Spirometra erinaceieuropaei is the source of this 562-nucleotide messenger RNA. The record is from the annotation of a GenBank genome assembly. Lineage: Eukaryota; Metazoa; Platyhelminthes; Cestoda; Diphyllobothriidea; Diphyllobothriidae.
AUGUCUCUGGUGAUGGGUUCGAGUGAGAAUCCGAAACGUCAGGCUAAUAGAUUUCUUGUUCCAGUGAUCACAUCUUUAUCUUCUCAACCCAAGGUGUCUACCACCCUGACAAGUGAGCAUUAACAGAGGCAGAGGGAGGGUAUGCUCCCCAGAACGGGGCACGCGAAUGUUGCACCGGAUCAACAAGGGGGCCUGAUCAGAGCACGACAGGCGUUAUUGGAGGCGAGCACACAUAACAAAUUUCACACGUGGAUUGGUAUAGUGCACGCCGAGUUGCGUGCCCACGCCGUGCCACUCACUUGCUCCCGUUCCCACCUCCAGUAUUUUUGACUCUGUCCAAAAAUCAGGCUUAGAUGGAUGACAAGGAGAGUGUGCGGCAGAGGCUACGCAAGUCUACUAUCAUUAUAAACUAAUUCGCGCAGAAGUCACUGUCGCUGGGCGGCAUGUGGUGGACAUUGUCGGAAUCGACGGUCGAACUGUCGGUAGAGGAAGAGUUGGAGAGGACAUGGAGGAAGAGGAGGAGGAGGAGGAGGAGGAGGAGGAGGAGGAGGAGGACAGCUGA